Messenger RNA from Centruroides sculpturatus (bark scorpion), 2709 nucleotides. It is a transcript of the gene Mct1, whose product is annotated as monocarboxylate transporter 5-like. Gene Ontology annotation, molecular function: monocarboxylic acid transmembrane transporter activity. Lineage: Eukaryota; Metazoa; Arthropoda; Arachnida; Scorpiones; Buthidae. The coding region runs from base 224 to 1996 and encodes 590 amino acids. The transcript is spliced from 6 exons. Gene Ontology annotation, biological process: transmembrane transport; monocarboxylic acid transport. The record is from RefSeq and is a predicted model, not a curated record.
CAAAUAAUCUUUCUUAUUAAGAUAUCACAUACGGCAGCACAUUGAUAAAUUCCCGAAAGUUUUGAUUUACAGUACUAAGAUUUUCUGGAAGGAACAAUGUGGAAAUUUCGAAGAUAGUGAAGAUAAUAUUUUAAAUUCUUUUACAUCACUUUUUUAACUUAAUCACAUUAUUAAAGAUAAAAUAAAGAAAUAAAGAAAAAUAAACAAGUCAUCUGCCAUAAAAAUGAGUGGUAAAAAAUCGGAAAAAAGUGGAACAAACGAGGAUAUUUCUUGUGAAGAUGAAUUCGUUCCUCCGGAUGGAGGUUGGGGUUGGGUUGUAGUGUUUUCAUCAUUUAUGAUUCACGUAAUUGCUGAUGGAGUCACUUAUACUUUCGGAAUAUUUUAUACUGAAUUUCUGAAGUAUUUCAACGAUUCUAAAGGAACAACAGCUUGGGUAACAUCAAUUAUGGUUGGCACGACUUUCUGCAUUGGUCCAAUUUCUAGCGGGCUAACCAAUAGGUAUGGAUGCAGAAGAGUAACGAUAAUAGGAUCAAUUUUAGCUUCUUUUGGCCUGUUGUUGAGCAUAUUUGCUCCAAAUGUUAUCUAUCUAUACUUUACAAUUGGACUUUGCACAGGUGCUGGAUUCGGUUUGAUGUAUUUACCGGCAAUUGUUUGUGUUACCUGUUAUUUUGAAAAAAAGAGAGCUUUUGCUACUGGAAUUGCUGUUUGUGGAUCCGGAAUUGGCACUUUUGCUUUAGCUCCUUUCGUUGAAUUUUUAGUAGAUCGUUAUGGAUGGAAAGGUGCUAUGUUAAUUGUAACCGGGAUUGUUCUUAAUUGUUGUAUAUUUGGAGGUCUUUUUAGACCUCUGGAAAUGAAAAGUAAAAAACAAAAACAGCCGAUGAAAUCAGUAUUGACUAUGAAAGAAAAUCCACACCUUUCAUUAGAAAAUGGAAUUUUUAAAGGAGAUAAAACAAAUUUAGAAGUAAGAAGAAUAAGAGCUAUUUCAUUUCCAAGUCACUCCAUGUCAGAUUUGAUGCCAAACCAUCCUCUAUUGAUGCAAAUAGCGAAAGAAGAAUGUGUAUCCGAACGUCGAAGAAUGAGUGAUUCGACUCCACACAAAGAAACCGGAAGUAACAAAAAUCUACAAUGUAAUGGCGAAAGUCCUCAUAUUGGACCCUUAUAUCGCAAAGAUAUUUUUUAUAGCGGAAGUUUACUCAAUAUACCAGAAUAUCGUUCUAAUCCUAAUUUAUAUCAUUCACAAAUUAUUUCCAUUCCCAAGCAAGAAACAACCGAAAUGGCAAAAUCUACAUUAACGAAAUUAUUUGGAUGCUCCAAAGAAAUGCAAGAUACUUUUAAAGAAAUGAUGGAUUUUCAUUUAAUGAAAAAUAUAAUAUUUCUCAUGUUUGGAUUUUCUAAUUUUUUUACAAACAUCGGGUUUAACGUUCCAUAUGUAUAUAGUAAAGACAGAGCUCUAGAAACUGGAAUUGCCGGAAAUGAAGAUGCCAGUUUUCUCUUAUCAAUAAUUGGUAUUGCAAAUACAUUAGGACGUGUACUUCUUGGUUAUCUAUCGGAUAAACCUUGGGUGAAUCGACUUUGGCUUUAUAAUUCAUGCUUAACAAUCUGCGGUCUUUCAACGUCCUUGAGUUUUCUGUGUACCGAUUAUAAAUCAAUGGCCGUUUAUUCAAUCGUUUUUGGAGCAACAGCGGGUGCUUACGUUAGUCUUACAUCUGUCAUUCUUGUCGAUCUACUCGGUUUAGAUAAAUUAACAAAUGCUUUUGGCCUUCUACUUGUCUUUGAAGGUAUUUCUUGUCUCGUAGGUCCACCAAUAACAGGUUGGCUGUAUGACUGGACGGGUUCUUAUGAUCCAGGAUAUCAUGUUUCAGGAGUUAUGAUUGCAGUGAGCGGCUUGAUGUUAUUUGGAAUACCAUUUAUAAAACGAUGUCAAGCCAGAUAUAGUCAGAAAAGCAGUCAAGAAGAAUUUGUCCAGAAUGGAGAAAUAGCGAAAACAUUAUCUUAAUAGGAACAUAGUGAUAUAAUUAAAAAGUAGAUAUUUUAAGCUUUUACAGUAUGAUAACAAUACUUAGUCAAGAACAACAAAAGCUUUCUCACUAGAUUCAUAUAAAUUAAAAUACAAAUACAUACAUUGCAACGUAUAUCAUGUAAAUAAAAUAUUUUAUGUUCUGAUUUGAAGUGAAAACAUCAUACUUAAAACUUUAUUUAAACUAAAUACAGUACAUAUAAAAAUAAUAUGAAACGAAGUAGAUAUUUUCUGUUAAUAAAAAGUAUUGUCAAUUAUGAAAUAAAUUUUGGGGUUUUAAAUUAUUGGCAACUAUUAAAGUGAAUCAUGAAAUUUUACUAGUUAAAAGAACUACCAGUUCUUAUGGAAAAAAUACAUUUUGUUAUCUGAUUAAUUUACAUCAUUCAAAUAUAGUAUAGUAAUUGUUAUUCGAAUAUUCAUUAAUCCAUUGUUAACCUAAUUAAAAAAAUAAUUUUGUUUGAGUUUCGCAUAUUUAUCUGUUAUUUUAAGAGCUUUGCAAUGUCAGUUUGCAAAAAUCAUUUGUACAGUGUCAUGAAAUGUGUAAAAUUUCACUGCCAUUUUGAAUGUAAGUUUUCGUCAACAUCGAAUUUAUGAUCAAUGUGCUGUUCCUAUGAAUUAGACAUAUUGUAUACGUACAAAUACUUAUACUUUAUGUUUUAUGUACAAAUAUUGGUACAAUAAUAAAAUUGUUG